Molecule: messenger RNA, 525 nt
Organism: Babesia ovata
Lineage: Eukaryota; Apicomplexa; Aconoidasida; Piroplasmida; Babesiidae
Product: cyclophilin
Exons: 5
Coding region: 1-525 (174 amino acids)
Biological process (GO): protein peptidyl-prolyl isomerization
Cellular component (GO): catalytic step 2 spliceosome
Molecular function (GO): peptidyl-prolyl cis-trans isomerase activity
Source: RefSeq, a predicted model, not a curated record
AUGGACCACGCGUUCGAUCAGUUUCACAUUCGGCUCGUUGAGGCAGGUGCAGAUGCGACAGAUGAGGUCGACUUCGUCGCUCCGCAGCAGCUCAGGCUCACAUUCCACAGGAAUAUCAAGGGAUUCCUUGUCCAGGGCGGGGAUCCUACCGGCAAGGGGAAGGGCGGCGAGAGCAUAUAUGGCGGACUUUUCGAGGACGAGAUAGUAGGGCACCUCAAGCAUGACAAGAGGGGCGUUGUCUCCAUGGCAAAUCUUGGGAAGCCUAACACCAACGGCUCACAGUUCUUCAUCACGUACGCCAAGCAGCCCCAACUCAACGGAGCGUAUACGGUGUUUGGAAGGGUUAUAGACGGGAUGGAUGCACUUGCCAAGAUGGAGGACGGUAGGUUACGGCAACACGCAACUGCAAUGAGCGCAGAACCCGUUGGAGAAAAGUAUCGGCCCACCAACCCUAUUACCAUACAGAAGGUCACUAUUCACGCCAACCCAAUCGCAGAGAGUGAAGCUUUGGAGGAAACUAAUUGA